Messenger RNA from Zymoseptoria tritici IPO323, 1322 nucleotides. RefSeq lists its product as uncharacterized. The transcript has 3 exons. NCBI's taxonomy places the organism in Eukaryota, Fungi, Ascomycota, Dothideomycetes, Mycosphaerellales, Mycosphaerellaceae. The record is from RefSeq and is a predicted model, not a curated record. Bases 156 to 1322 code for a protein of 388 amino acids.
CGAGCGAUUGCAUACGACCACAGUCACGCAAUCUAUCACGAGACAUUCCUUUCCACCAUUGUUACGUUGCCCCUCGCUGGCAUAUCAAUAGAGCAGAUCAACCCGAACGACCGGUUGCGAAUCAUCAAGACUCACUGCAUAAACACUGCCUGCCGAUGCGCGCUGCUACACUGGUCCAGACCUUGAUUAUCACCGAGCUUCAUGACGACAACGGUCCAACCAUACCUUCCGGAGGAAAUACUACAACUCGUACUCCAAUCCGGAUAGAAGGUUGCUAUAUUUCGACUAUCAAACUGCUCGUACGGUCAUUGAUAUACUCGCCUAUGCUGGCUGACCACGUGCGAGAGCUGUACUUCGGAGAAGACACACCCUUGCUUGCGGACCUGGACUCGGACGGCGAGGAGCUCGAGGACCAUGGAGUAGAAGUAGAGGCCAUUGAGAACUACGCUGAGGCGGUCAAUGCUUCUACAUCAUUGAGUCAAGAGAUUCGAGAGUUGGUCACCAAUGGCCUCGCUGAGGGAGAGCAACCCGCGAACAUGGCUAUGCUGCUCAUUGCCUGUCGCAAGUUAGAGGUCUUGGAGGUCGAGCUGCUGCCUGGUUGGAACGAGUUGAUCGUUGGAAGUGUCCUGGACUCAGCUGGGAGGGAUCCAAUGGCAUCGAGCGAGUCCAACGAAGCUCUGCCUCUGUCCCGCCUCAGGGAGCUGACUGUCCGAUGUGGACAGGAGACUGCAUUUCUGAAAAUGUCCGAGCUUCAAUGGCUGAUCCAUAUCGGUCAAUUGGAGACAUUUCGAGGCAAUAGGUUGGAGAUCAUCCAAGCAGCUGACGAAGGUGCCUAUGGUGAGCCUUGUCAUAUCAAGCAUCUCCGUCUCACAGACUCGGCCUGCGAUGGUGAAAGUCUGAGGGAAUUGCUGGCUUGCUGCUCUUCUCUUGAGACACUUCAAUUGGAGUUCGGCCCUGCUUGUCUUGUUUGCUACGGGUGGUUAAGCAGAUCUAUCAUUGAGUUCGGGCAGAACUUGAGAGAGAUCUGCAUCGACAUGUCGACCUUGAGACUAUCGGCAAUAGCGAUCUAUGGCAAGGACGAUCCUGACGACAGAGGCUUUCCAAAUUUCGAGAUCCCGGUCUUGACAGACAUUCUUCCUAUAUCUUUGAGGGUGUUAGAGCUGUUCGAUUGUGCCACGGUGCAGAUGGAGGCAAUGGAGAAGCAGCUGAAUGCAGUGUGGGUGGAUGAUCGAUUCGAGGAUUUAUAUCGCGUUCGGCUGAGGGCGAGAGAGGAUAAGGCGGAAGUUACGUGGGAUCGAGCAGAAGGAAGUCAUUCGGUGUGA